GUAGACAGUCUGACAGACAGAGUCGUGUUUUAGCGGAAAGUAAUAAACAACCAACUAUUAGAUAGAUAUCUGCGGCCGUGUACACACUACACGCUGUCAAUGGUCAGGAUGAGUGUGAAGCAGUGUCUGGAGGGUCAGGUGUACUCUGUGCCUCUGAUACAGUCAGACCUGAGGAGGGAGGAGGCUGUUCACCAGAUAGCAGACACCCUGCUCUACCUAGAGACUAUCUCUACUGACAUCUUUACCAGAGUGUCUGAGAGUGUAGAGCGGAACCGCUGUCAGCUGCAGAGUGUGACAGAUCGAAUCAGGCUAGCCCAGGCCCGUGUCAACAAGAUCAAAGGUAGCAAGAAGGCCACCAAGGUGUUCUCCAGUGCUAAGUAUCCAGCUCCAGAGCGUCUCCAGGAUUACUCCUCCAUCUUCAGUGGAGCCACAGACCCUGCCUCCCAGACACGCCCCCGAUACCGCGUACAGGCCAAACUACGACCCCUUGACGACAAGGCCCUGCAGGAGAAGUUGUGUUAUUACCCGGUGUGUGUGAGCAGUAAGAAGCGUUCGGAGGAUGAGACCGAAGAGGGGCUGGGCGGUCUGCCUCGAAACAUAUCCUCUGUCAGCUCCCUGCUGCUGUUCAAUACUACAGAGAACCUGUAUAAGAAGUAUGUUUUCCUGGACCCCCUGGCUGGGGCGGUGACUAAAACACACACCACUCUGGAGACAGAGAAGGAAGAGAAACCAUUUGACGCUCCCCUAUCCAUAACCAAGAGAGAACAGCUGGAGAGACAGACAGCAGAGAGCUACUUCUAUGUUCCAGACCUGGGUCAGGUCCCAGAGAUAGACGUCCCCUCCUACCUACCAGACCUGCCAGGCAUUGCUGACGACCUGUCUUACAGCCAAGACCUGGGGCCUGGCAUCGCACCCUCUGGACCCACACACACCUUCCCUGAACUACCCUCCUUCUCUGGGGAGGACAUGCCCGGUUCUCAAUUCCAAGUUGCAGUCCUGCCUCCUCCCCCACCUCCCCCACCCCCACCACCAGAGCCCACACAUAUCCCCACCCCUCCCCCUGGUCUCCCCCCUCCUCCUCCUCCCCCACCAGAGCCUGCAAAUAGCCCUGCAGGCGCCAGCACAGCUCCUGUAGUGGGCGCUCCCAGCGAGGUGGUUGAAUCAAACAGCCGGGCCAGUCUACUAGAGUCCAUACGCAACGCUGGAGGCAUUGGAAAGGCCAAACUACGCAACGUCAAAGAACGCAAGAUGGAGAAAAAAAAACAGAAGGAGCAAGAACAAGUGGUAGCAGCAGCCAGUGGAGGAGACUUCAUGUCAGAUCUCUUCAAUAAGUUGGCCAUGCGAAGGAAAGGUAUCUCUGGUAAGGGUCCUGUAGGCGGGGACUCAGGGGAGGGCCCAGCUGGAUCUGGCAGCGCAUUCGCUAGGAUGUCCGAUGUAAUCCCGCCUCUUCCUGCCCCCCAUCAGCCAACCACUGAAGAUGAGGACGACUGGGAGGCCUGAGACUAGCCAUUCAGAACUAAUGGAACUCUGAGCACAUCUAGCUCUAAGCCAAUCAAAGAAAAAUAAUACUGAGGAAGGAAACUAAUGCUUGAUAUAGUUUUUUUAACCUUUAUUUAACUAGGCAAGUCAGUUAAGAACAAAUUCUUAUUUACAAUGACGGCCUACCCAGGGCCAAUUAUGCGCCGCCCUAUGGGACUCCCAAUCACGGUUGGAUGUGAUACAGCCUGGAUUUGAACCAGGGACUUUAGUGACACCUCUUGCACCGAGAUGCAGUGCCUUAGACCGGGAUCCCUAAAAAACAAAUGUGAUGCUGUACUGUCUGUAGGGUUCCUUCAAGAUCAGGGAUGGGCAACUGUAUGUAUAUAUUUUUUGACUCAGUCAGGUUCUCAACUUACUGUUGAGUUAUGUAUUAUAUUAUUCUAAGGUGUAGUUUUGACAUUUGGUUGUGCAUCUCAGCAGUCACUCAAUUAGCCCAUGUCAGCUAAAAUGAUUUAGUCUAGUGGCCAGCUAACUUACCAAUCUAUCUAAACUUGUAGUAAGCAUUGUUGAAUUACAGACCCGGGUGGAGCCCAUUUAUCAUCAGUUAUCAUAUUAAAAACGGCAAACAUUUGCCUCCACCCUAUAGGGGGGUGUAGGCACUGCGGCUGUCCGUGAGUUCCGUUUUUUGUGUGGCCCCCAGAAC
Molecule: messenger RNA, 2182 nt
Organism: Oncorhynchus masou masou (cherry salmon)
Lineage: Eukaryota; Metazoa; Chordata; Actinopteri; Salmoniformes; Salmonidae
Gene: wash1
Product: WAS protein family homolog 1
Exons: 11
Coding region: 100-1500 (466 amino acids)
Biological process (GO): endocytic recycling; exocytosis; Arp2/3 complex-mediated actin nucleation
Cellular component (GO): recycling endosome; early endosome; WASH complex
Molecular function (GO): gamma-tubulin binding; alpha-tubulin binding
Source: RefSeq, a predicted model, not a curated record